This is a messenger RNA of Arabidopsis thaliana (thale cress), 1562 nucleotides long. It is a transcript of the gene HDA14, whose product is annotated as histone deacetylase 14. Gene Ontology annotation, cellular component: mitochondrion; cytoplasm; chloroplast stroma. The transcript is spliced from 9 exons. Bases 112 to 1383 code for a protein of 423 amino acids. The record is from RefSeq and is marked reviewed. Gene Ontology annotation, molecular function: arylalkyl acylamidase activity. NCBI's taxonomy places the organism in Eukaryota, Viridiplantae, Streptophyta, Magnoliopsida, Brassicales, Brassicaceae.
CGUAGAAAGCCUAUCCAUUUAACAAAGAAUAUCAAACAAAGUCUUGUUUUUCUUUUAAUCUUUUUUUUUAUGGCUGCCUUCAGUAGUAACCUCUGAGCUUGAGGGAAACUCAUGUCCAUGGCGCUAAUUGUCCGGCCAUUCUUUGUUCCUGGAAGUGCUGGAAUUUCUGGGAGUAGAAACAUAUGCAAGAAAAAUCAAUGGAGGAAGUAUCUUCUGAAACCCAGUGGAUCAUCCAUUAAUUGCUCAUUUAGUACAGAGAAGAAUCCUCUAUUACCAUCUAUCCAGCAGUUAGCCGAUGCUCGUCUCAUAUACAGUGUAUCUGCAGCAUUGGGUCAUAACAAGGAAUCACAUCCAGAAUGCAGCGCUAGAGUUCCUGCCAUUGUUAAUGCUCUCGAGAUGAAUGAGCUCACUCCUAAGUUCCGUGGCUCACAGAUUCUUGAACUCGCAAAUUUCAAGACUGCAACUGUAGAAGACAUUGCAAAUGUUCACGACAAGGCUUAUGUCUUUGGCCUAGAAAAGGCAAUGGAUGAGGCUUCAGAUUCGGGACUAAUUUUCAUUGAAGGCUCUGGACCAACAUAUGCCACUUCAACGACAUUCCAAGAUUCACUUAUCGCAGCAGGAGCCGGAAUGGCUUUAGUUGAUUCAGUGAUCGCAGCAUCCAGAAACAGCGUAGAUCCACCCAUUGGUUUUGCAUUGAUAAGACCUCCUGGGCACCACGCCGUGCCAAAAGGUCCGAUGGGGUUCUGUGUUUUUGGUAAUGUGGCAAUCGCAGCUCGUCAUGCCCAACGCACACAUGGUCUGAAGCGCAUCUUCAUAAUUGACUUCGAUGUUCACCACGGGAAUGGCACAAAUGAUGCAUUUACUGAGGACCCUGAUAUAUUCUUUUUGUCAACUCAUCAGGACGGAAGCUACCCUGGAACAGGGAAAAUCAGUGACAUAGGUAAAGGAAAAGGUGAAGGUACCACUCUAAAUUUACCUUUGCCUGGAGGUUCAGGUGAUAUUGCAAUGAGAACCGUUUUUGAAGAAAUCAUUGUUCCAUGUGCUCAACGGUUCAAGCCAGAUAUUAUUCUUGUUUCUGCUGGGUAUGAUGCUCAUGUCCUGGAUCCACUAGCAAAUUUACAGUUCACGACCGCAACAUACUACUCAUUGGCAAAAGAUAUAAAGCGGUUAGCAAAAGAAGUAUGCGGAGGGCGGUGUGUGUUUUUCUUGGAAGGAGGAUACAAUCUUGAAUCACUUUCAUCAUCUGUGGCAGACUCGUUUCGAGCAUUGCUUGGAGAAGAUAGCUUGGCAUCAGAGUUUGAUAACCCAGCUUACUUGUACGAUGAACCAAUGAGAAAGGUGCGAGAUGCAAUUCAGAGAGCCAAAAGCAUUCAUUGCUUAUAAGGUGAAUUUGUUUGAGAAGUUCUGCAUCUUAGUCGUCUUAAACUGCCUGCCUACUUAUGUUUUCUUUUGUAAAAAUAUCAUUGUAAACAUUGUUGAUUAGAAAAUUAAAGUUAUGUAAACAGAAAUGAUUAUGGUUUUUGCUUAUAUAUUUAAAUCAGGGACAGCUAUUUCUAGUGACC